AUGGUGACAGUCGCCGCCUUCCUCGUCAUCUACAUCCUCGGUGGCCUCUCCUUGCCUCCACUGGCCGCCCUCGCUGUGCUAGGCUACAUCUACCUCACGUCGUCGAGUCCGCCCACGGAUCGCCUCCUCGAAACAGAACCCACCCUGCCCACCGAGGGAACGAACCACAAUGUCAAGAGGCUCACAGAGAACCUGCGCGAACUGCCCGAGCAGGGCGCCGCGUCCACCCGCGCGGCAGACGUCGCUGCUGGCUACUUCGCUGUAUGCAGAGAGUACGUCCCAGGCGGCAUCAAUGGGAAGCCCCCAGAGCGAACGACCCCCGCCGGCGAUAUCGUAGCGGCGGAGAGCCCCAGCGUGUACCAGAGCAUGUACAGGAGCAUAUUCGAGCGUGCAAAGGGCCAGGGAGCUACAGCAGAGACGGGGAGGAACAAUGCACGAGCUGUGCGGAAGCCUCGCAAUGUACACGGCCACUUGAUGCUCUUCGACGACUCGGAGCAGCUCGAGGUACGACACGUCAUUGCCCUCGCACAUUACAAUGUCGACAUUUACGGCGGCAAGGAGGUCAUACCGGAGGGCGAGCUGUGGGUCAAGCGGAAUUGCAUAAGGCUCACUCGGAAGCGGGAAGAGACGUUAUCACCAGACACGAAGCCGUUCUUCUUAUUCUCAGAUAACUGCUCGGAGAAGGAGGACUUCUAUUUCGCUCUACUGCAGAACCAGGAGCCUCAAGCCGGUGACACGGCAGUUCCACCAAUACCGCUGACCUUCGAUCCUGCCCAUAUCAUAAAGCUCAUCCAGCAACUACAUGCUUCAAGGGAGAACUUCCAGACUCGGUGGAUCAAUGCCUUGAUUGGCAGACUGUUCCUCGCACUCUACAGGACACCACAAGUAGAGGACUUCAUCCGCAUGAAGAUCACCAAGAAGAUUGCGCGCGUCUCAAAACCAGCGUUCCUAACGAGCGUGACGAUCCAGAAGAUUGACAUGGGAGACUGCGCGCCGCUCGUGACCAACCCAAAACUGAGGGAGCUGACGAUUGAUGGUGAUCUGACUAUUGAGACCGACGUCAGCUACAAAGGCAACUUCAGACUGGAGAUCGCCGCUGUGGCCCGCAUCGAGCUCGGUUCGCACUUCAAGGCCCGAGAGGUCAACCUCCUUCUCGCUGGCAUCCUCAAGAAGCUGGACGGCCACCUCCUGCUCCGAAUGAAGCCUCCACCCAGCAACCGGCUGUGGAUCUCCUUCGAGACGAUGCCUGAUAUGGAACUCUCCAUCGAACCGGUUGUGAGCUCACGUCAGAUUACCUACGGUGUCAUCCUCAGGGCGAUCGAGAGUAGAAUCCGUGAAGUGGUGAGCGAGACACUGGUGCUUCCCAACUGGGACGACGCUCCGUUCUUCGAAACGUUUGACCAGCAAGUUCGAGGUGGGAUCUGGAAAAAUGACCCUCCGCCGAAGGCAGCUGGGAGCGGCAAUGUUGCUGCGCCGGAGCAAGACCCGGUUGAACAAACCAUCAGCUCUGACGAUUCGGAUGUUUCCUUACUUACCUCCAGAUCCAACUCUCUGAGUGUGCCUGAUGUCGCUCUCCCCGAGAGCAUUUCGAAGCGUCGCGCAGCCCAGUCCACGCUGUCGUUGGAUGGAGCUGGGAGUACGACUGCAGCUGCUGCUUCGGGUGUGGAAGUACGGCCACGAGCCAAGAAGCCGAAAGCAAUACGAUCAGCAUCCUUCUCCGGCAGCACUUCACCAGUGGUUUCCGUGGAUCCUGCUACGGUUGAUGCAGUCAAAGACAGCACAGCCAGACGACAGCAAGACGCAGCAUCGAGAAUGAGAGGCAUAUCCCUACGAUCGCCGCCAACAUCGCCUGUCCAAACACACCAUGAACCUUUAACAGAGGCAGUAUCUGGUUCGGAUGAACCGCCGCCAUCCCCGACCCCAGGCGACCUCGAGAAAACUGCUCAAGGUCCACUGACUGGGAAUUCAUCCCCCGCACAAUCCACAAAGACAUCGGUCCCCAAGCGCAAGAGCGUCGCCUCCAGCAUCGCGAGUUCCGAGACCGUCUCCACGGCCACCACCUCAUCGACCACCGAGCCCAACCCCUCUCACUCCCCCGCCUCCCCCGCCUCAGCCGAAAAGCGCACCCCCAUCAGCCGCCCCCUCGCAGCCGCAAAAUCCUGGCUCCAAAACCGCGUCCCCUCCCCCGCUCCUUCCACCGCCUCCGCCUCCCUACCCAACCCCCCGCCCUCCUCGCGCGCCACCGCCGACGCCAACCCAGCAGACCAAGUCUCCGACCGAGCCCCCACGGCACCCACCCCAGCAACAUCCCGCGCCCCCUCUCAGCCCAUCGGCCGCGGCCGGCCGCUCCCGCCACCAGGGACGCCGCUCCCGCCGCCCCCGCGCGCGGGCAGGAGCGCGUGGACGAUAUCGCCGCUCGCGAACAUCGGGAUGGGCAUCGCGAAGCGGCGGCCUGUGCCGCCGCCGCCGCUGCCGAGGCGAGGGACGCCUGGCCAGGUCCAGGGCCAGGGGGAGGGGAGACGGGAGAGUGUCGACACCGCGGCUGGGAACGCGGGCGCGAGUGGGGUGCGUGCGAGAGAUGUGGCGGAGCGGAGGAUAUCGGCCGCGAGGGCGCAGAGUCUCGAGGGGAAGGAGGAGGUGCUGCUUGUGCCGGCUCCGGAGGCUGAGGUGCCGGAGGCGGCGGGUGGGGAUGACGGGGCGGUGGAGAGGGACAUGCCUGAGGGCAGGGCAGGGGAGGCAGAUGAUCAAGAGGACAGGGAUGAGCAUGGGGACAUGUCGACGGCGGAGCAGAUGCACGACGGAGAUGGGGAGGGGGAUGUCGCGGCUGGCGGUGCUGAGGCGAGGUAG
Messenger RNA from Coniosporium apollinis CBS 100218, 2847 nucleotides. RefSeq lists its product as uncharacterized. The record is from RefSeq and is a predicted model, not a curated record. The transcript is spliced from 2 exons. Lineage: Eukaryota; Fungi; Ascomycota; Dothideomycetes. Gene Ontology annotation, molecular function: lipid binding. Gene Ontology annotation, biological process: phospholipid transport. Gene Ontology annotation, cellular component: endoplasmic reticulum; ERMES complex. Bases 1 to 2847 code for a protein of 948 amino acids.